GCGCCGGAUGUACUGUAAAUGGAAUAGACGCCUGUAGUAGUCGGGCUUCUUCUUGAACCCGGUAGAUCUAGCAACCUCUCAGAACGCGUGUAUCGCAUUACGAAAUCGUCGACAACACGCUGCCAGACUACUGAUUGUCUGCACAGACUGCAGCAGCCUUGCAUAGUACAUGUUAGUCCUCAGGCUCCUCCGACGUACUCCCAUUGUUUCAGUUGGAUACCGACUUCCCUUGAAACUCUCUAUGUCGACUUCCUGCGCUGACCCUCAAGGUCCCCCUAAAACUGUUACAGUUGGUCCCGUUGAAUCAUCCAUACGACACAAGCUUACAGCGCGUUUGAAUCCUACUGCAUUUUCCAUUACGAAUGACUCUUGGCAACAUCGACAUCAUACCGCUAUGCGCGCGCAAGGAGGUGGAAGCGGAGAAACUCAUUUCUCAAUUAAUAUCGUAUCUGAGGAGUUCAAAGGCAAGACCACGAUGCAGCGCCAUCGUAUGAUCUAUGCGGCCCUCUCGGAUGAAUUGUCCCAAGGUUUACAUGCUCUAUCUCUGAAGACUAAGACCCCAGAUGAAGUUCAAAAUCAAUGACUCGAAUAAUUUCAAUAGCCUGGAGACAGGACACAGACGCGUAUUAGCUUCGCCAGCUGCAUUGCAUCGUAACCAUGCAUAUGUUUUCUAAUGAAAUAUAGGACUCUUCAAUUGCCUUUCUACCUCAAUAAGCCUUCACAGCCUCA
This is a messenger RNA of Somion occarium, 729 nucleotides long. NCBI's taxonomy places the organism in Eukaryota, Fungi, Basidiomycota, Agaricomycetes, Polyporales, Cerrenaceae. The record is from the annotation of a GenBank genome assembly.